Papilio machaon (common yellow swallowtail) is the source of this 1581-nucleotide messenger RNA. It is a transcript of the gene Rad17, whose product is annotated as cell cycle checkpoint protein RAD17. The transcript has 10 exons. Gene Ontology annotation, molecular function: chromatin binding. The coding region runs from base 100 to 1581 and encodes 493 amino acids. Gene Ontology annotation, biological process: DNA repair; mitotic DNA replication checkpoint signaling; DNA damage checkpoint signaling. NCBI's taxonomy places the organism in Eukaryota, Metazoa, Arthropoda, Insecta, Lepidoptera, Papilionidae. The record is from RefSeq and is a predicted model, not a curated record.
AAUCCAGUUUCAGUUUGUUGAAAUAAUUUUGUUUUAAUUUAAAGACACACAAAGACAAAGUAAACAAUUCAAGGGAACUGCAUCGAUAGCUUAGUUAAAAUGCACAAAGGCAAGAAAUGGCUAAAUCCUAUGUUUGACAUUGAGGAUAACCCAACACCAAAGAAGUUAAAGAAUUGUUCAAAGCAACGGAAAUCGUCUGAAGAGAAAGCUAAAGCUAUUAAUUACAAAACAGAAACACCAAUAAUAAACCACAAAAAUUGGAUGAAAAACUUUGAACCUGUAAAGGUUGAAGACCUUGCUGUUCAUAAUAAAAAAAUUCAAGAAGUUGAAGACUGGUUAAAAAAUGCUAUGCAAAACUCUAGUGAUAUUUUACUUCUUAGUGGGCCUGUGGGAUGUGGAAAGACAGCCACAAUACAAACAUUAGCAAACAAACAUGGUAUUAAAAUUACAGAAUGGAUUACUCCAGUAGAUAUUGAGUUACCAACCGACUAUGGUGAAUAUGAAUUUAAAGAGAAGCAAUCAAAAAAGUUUUUAGACUUUGUAAUAAAUGCAGCUAAUUUUACAUCAUUGUUAGACAAUAAUAGUAAUAAGUUGGUACUGGUUGAAGAUUUUCCUAACACAUUUUUGAGAACACCGUCAGAAUUUGCUAAUGUUUUACAGCAGUAUUUGAAUAGAGCAAAAUCACCAAUUGUAUUCAUAUGUUCGGAAAAUAAUUCAGAUAACAAAAAUACCAUAUUGAAUAUAUUUACACCAAGUCUUAAAGAACAAUUUCAAAUUCAUCAUAUUGUCUUCAACAGUGUUUCCACAACAGGGUUGAGGGCUGCAUUGAAAAGAACAUCUGAUAUUAUAAGCAAAAAAUUUGAUAGUAUGUACAAUAUUCCAACAACAGACUUAAUAGAGUCUGUUUUGAAUACUUCUGGAGGAGACAUUAGAUCUGCAAUUUUAAAUUUACAUUUUGCAAGCUUAAAAGGUAUAAAUCAUAGCUUAGAGACUAGUGUAAUUAAGGAAUAUAAAGGAAAAGGAAAAACAAAAAAGAAAAAAACUACACAUAAAUUUAUGUCACUUGGCAAAGAUCAGACGAUCAGCAUUUUACAUGGUGUAGGCAGGGUCUUGAACCCUAAAGUUUUAUCUGAAGAAAAUGGAACAUCAAAAUUGUCACAUUCACCUGAAGACAUUGUGGAUCAAUUUUUAUGUAAUCCAAGUUCUUUUAUAAAUUUUCUUGAAGAAAAUUACUUACCGCACUUCUCUUGCAUAAAUGAUGUAGAGAAAGCUACAACUGCGCUCAGUGAUGCCGACUUCUUGCUUUCGGAAUGGAGGGAAAAGUUUUGUCAAGAAUAUGGUUUAUACAUAGCAGUAGCUGGACUAAUGCUGGCUAACAAGUCCCCUAUAUCCGCUUGGAAUCCUGUCAGAGGUCCAAAAAACAUGAAUCCUCAAUAUCCAACUAUGCAACAAUUACCGCUUCUCAAUAAAAAUUUUAUGUAUAAAGGAAAAAUUCUCGUAACUGAUUAUAUGACUUAUUGCAAAAUAAUUGGUAACAAGAUAGAUUUUGAAGUUGACAAUGAAGAUUAUGUAAUUGAGUAA